AUGUCAGGUCAGAUGUACGAUGAUCAACACUAUGCAGCCUCGCGGCGUCAUUCUCUCGCCACUCCUCCACCUUCAAUGACCCCACGACACAGCCGGGGACGAAGCCAGAGCGUCCGAGUAAGCAAUGGUACCGUUAGCACAAACACAAGCAUUUCAAGUGGACGGGGAUCGGAGGCUACGAAUAUAACUCAACCACCGGCGUAUUCGAAAAAGUUUGUGGUUGUUGGUGAUGGUGGAUGUGGGAAGACAUGUCUUCUGAUAAGUUACUCGCAAGGGUAUUUUCCAGAGAAAUAUGUUCCCACCGUCUUCGAAAAUUAUAUCACACAAACGGUGCAUCGCGCAUCAGGAAAGACGGUAGAGUUGGCUCUCUGGGAUACUGCUGGUCAGGAAGAGUACGAUCGCUUGCGUCCUCUCUCGUAUCCUGAAACCGACCUAUUGUUUGUUUGCUUUGCUAUUGAUUGUCCUGCUUCGCUGGAGAAUGUCAUGGACAAAUGGUAUCCGGAGGUCCUACAUUUCUGUCCAACAACGCCGAUAAUCUUGGUUGGUCUAAAGUCAGAUUUACGGAAUAAAAGGACGUGCAUCGAGCUUUUGAAAACUCAAGGCCUCACACCCGUUACACCAGAGCAGGGCGAGUCCGUCGCUCGGAGAAUGAAUGCAUCAUAUGUGGAAUGUAGUAGUAAGGAGAUGCGCGGAGUGGAUGGUGUAUUCCAACUGGCAGUCGAUACCGUGGUAUCUCUUGAAGAGGGCUGGAACGAUCACCACAGCUAUAGUGGCAGCGGCAAGCCUGGUGGAGGACGCGGUGGCGGUGGUGUCGGUCCAAAGAAAGUCAAGAAACGUACCUGCAAGAUCUUAUAG
This is a messenger RNA of Aspergillus tanneri, 855 nucleotides long. RefSeq names its product Rho4-like protein (gene RHO4). The transcript has 3 exons. Gene Ontology annotation, biological process: small GTPase-mediated signal transduction. The record is from RefSeq and is a predicted model, not a curated record. NCBI's taxonomy places the organism in Eukaryota, Fungi, Ascomycota, Eurotiomycetes, Eurotiales, Aspergillaceae. Gene Ontology annotation, molecular function: GTPase activity; GTP binding. The coding region runs from base 1 to 855 and encodes 284 amino acids.